This is a messenger RNA of Oldenlandia corymbosa var. corymbosa, 2304 nucleotides long. Lineage: Eukaryota; Viridiplantae; Streptophyta; Magnoliopsida; Gentianales; Rubiaceae. The record is from the annotation of a GenBank genome assembly.
AAUGUGUUGGAUACUGUUUAAAGUAUCCCAAAUCUAAAAAAAUAUCUGUAGCAUAAACUAAAUUUUUAGUGUUUUGUCUUAACAUGGUGACAAGUUUGUGUCAAAUGGUACAUCUGAGAAGAAGAAAUCCUAGGGAAUAGUGAAGUACCCCCCCCCCAAAAUGCUAUUAGGGUUACCCCCAAAAAGAAGGGGAAAGAAAAGGAGAGUUACUAGGGGUAAAAGACCAGAAAACAUCACACAUAUCCCACAUUUACUCUGUUUAGUUACUUUUCCCACAUGAAUAUUCUCAAAACUCCUAUAAAUUCUAACUCUACGCUCCAACAUUGUAGGAUUUUUCCUUCAUAUAGGACUUACUCAAGGAAAGGAAACAAAGCAAAUAAAAUCGCAUUUCACCUGAUUUCCCAAAUUCCGUUUUUGAUUCCCAAAAAUCAUGCAGCAGAGCAAAAUUUCUAAGCGACCCUUUUGUUUUCUGGGGAAAUUAUUACACUGUACGGUUUUUUGUGUCUACCAUUUUUAUUCUUUUCAUACUAAAAUAAAAUAUGCAGAUUUUUUCUUUCUUUCGGUUCAUAAAUUGCAGAAUCUCUUUUUUUCUUUGUUUUUUGGUCUGCAGAUUUGAGUCGGCAUUCUCUUUCGGCACUUUCGGCAGGAAUCACAGACUCAGAAAAGGCUCAUAGUAUAAGUACUCUGAAUAUGGUACAUGGGUAUGAUGAUACGAAGAACACCAAGGAGGAGGAGGAGACGGAUCGGGAAAUGGAUUUCGACCCGGGUGCCCCGCCUCCGUUCAAGAUUGCUGAGAUUCGGGCCGCCAUUCCCGAGCAUUGUUGGGUUAAGAAUCCAUGGCGUUCAUUGAGUUACGUCCUUCGAGACGUCCUUGUCGUCUCUGUUUUGAUAGCUGCGGCGGUUUAUUUGAACAAUUGGGCGUUUUGGCCGUUUUAUUGGGCUGCUCAGGGGACAAUGUUCUGGGCAAUUUUCGUUCUUGGUCAUGACUGUGGCCAUGGGAGCUUUUCGGAUAGUCCUACGUUAAACAAUGUAGUGGGGCACAUUUUGCAUUCUUCAAUCCUCGUACCCUAUCACGGAUGGUUUGCUUCAUCAAAACUCUACCAUUUUUUCAAUUCGUUGUUUUUUUAAGUUUAUAUAAAGUUCAUUGAACCAAAUUUCAUGAAUCAUGUGUUACAGGAGAAUCAGCCACAGAACUCAUCAUCAGAAUCAUGGGAAUGUUGAAAAGGACGAAUCUUGGGUCCCGUUGCCUGAAAAGGUGUUCAAGAAUCUUGACUAUUCAACCAAAUUCCUCAGAUACAAAAUCCCUUUCCCGAUGUUUGCGUACCCUUUGUAUCUGUGGCGUAGAAGUCCAGGGAAAACGGGCUCCCAUUUCAACCCGAACAGCGAUUUGUUUCAACCAAGUGAAAGGAAAUACGUGAUGACUUCCACAAUUUGUUGGUCUCUAAUGGUGGUUUUGCUUCUUUCCCUAUCAACCAUAUUUGGUCCUUUUCAGAUGCUCAAGGUUUACGGGGUUCCUUACUUGGUGUUUGUAAUGUGGUUGGAUGUUGUAACUUACUUGCAUCACCAUGGGCAUGAACAGAAGCUUCCCUGGUAUCGUGGCAAGGAAUGGUCUUACCUUAGAGGUGGACUUACCACAGUUGAUCAAGAUUAUGGAUUGUUUAAUAACAUCCAUCACGACAUUGGUACACAUGUCAUCCACCACCUUUUCCCUCAGAUCCCGCAUUACAACUUACAAGAAGCGACCAGGGCAGCUAAACCAGUGUUGGGAAAAUAUUAUCGAGAGCCAAGAAAAUCAGGGCCGAUUCCCUUUCACUUGGUUGGCAAUUUGGUGAGAAGCAUCAAUAGAGACCAUUAUGUAAGCGACAAUGGAGAAGUUGUGUACUAUCAGACUGAUCAAAACCUAAGCGGAUCUUUUAUCAAGAAGAAGGGUGAAUGAGAGACCAUACAUUCCGAAUGAAUAACAACAAAGAAGAAAGCAGGAAAGCAGGAAAUCAAUAGUUCAAAAAUUGGUUACCCUGAUGGGGUUAUAAUUAUUUACCCAGCAUUACUUCAAGUCAACUAGAGAUUUUGAUAAUCAUUACGUUCAAGUAUGAGAAGAAUUUAUAUCAUCAAAAGUGAUAGUUUAACAAUUUGGUUCUGUUUAAUCGCCAAAUUCAUUUUACCAAAGUUAUGUUAAUGUUUGCGAGACUUUUGGCGGGCUCUGUAAUAAACAAAUAAGUAUUUGAUAAAAAUUUCGGGACAGAGGAAAUAUUAUUGCAUAUACACACGUCAAGGUUCGAACUAUGAUUUUAGUUAAUCUCCUAC